CUGGUGGGACACUACCCCCGUCUUGAACGCAUUGUCCAAAUAGCAAGCACAGAGGGAGAAGGAAGGGCAGAAGGAGUGAGAAGAGGAGAUUAAUGGGAUUGGAGAACAAAAUAGAAGAUGAGGAAUAGACAGAUAACAAUGUCAAAGAGAAACGCUUGUUUCAUCUGAAUUCCACUGAGUGCCUCCUCUGCAAAACAGACCUCUCUCCAGGACACACUACAAACAGUGCAAGGAGCCAGAGACACUGACGCUAGCAGAAUAUUCUCCUGAUCGCAGCCAUGACAGACACCGAUUCUCUGACUGAUGCACUCCAGGCUCUCAGUGUGAGCACAGAACUCAUUGAAGAGGAGCUGAAACCUCAUUUGGACAUAAUUCUGUCUGCACAGUUAGGAAAGCAGAAAGACGUUGCUGUUCAGAUUGCCAAAAGUGGGAUUCUACCUAUACUUGCUCAGGCUUUACAAAAUAAAACCAGCCUGAGCUGUCAGAUUGCUUUGUUGGUGGCUGAAAUAGCCCGAGAAGGUGCAGUGAGGGGCUUGUGUAUAGAGGCAGGCUUAGUGAAGGUGCUGGUCCCUCAUCUGGACAGUAGUGAGCCAGAGAUGCUGCUCAAUACUGGCAGAGCAAUUGGUCGCAUUUGCUUUGACAACCCAUACCAGCAGGAUCAGUUAGUCCACUCCGGCGUCAUCCUCAAGCUUGUGUCAAUCAUGAGGAAAUAUCCAGAGAAUGAUCCCCUAGUCAACGUCUGUGUGCUGGCUCUCUGUAAUUUGGCAGACUUGGAUUCUGCAAGGACGUCUCUUAUUGAAGUUGAUGUGGGAGAUAUCCUGCUUUUUCAAUUGAAACGAGCACCUGAUGCUGAACGGCAACACAUUAUACUGGAAAUACUGGGCUCACUGGCCGAGAAUGAUAUACUGAAGUUUCAAUUUGUUGAGUCAGGGGUACCCGAGGCAUUAUCUGAGCUGAUCAGGGGUCUUCAGGGAUGUUCAGACCCUGCAACCCUUUGCAGUGUCAAGAUUGCCUCUAACCUCAUUGUAUCACUUCUUUUAGGAGAUGAGUCUAUGCAAAAGUGUUUUGGUGAAGGCUCAGGUAUGGUGUACCAGGAUGUUCUGUCCUGGCUGCAGAGCUCCAACACUCAGCUGCAGUUGUCCGGAGCUUUGGCUAUUGCCAACUUUGCAAGAAAUGACAGUAACUGUGUGAAGAUGAUGGACCUUGGUGUGGUCCCUCACAUCUUGACCAUGUUGGAACAACAUAUUGACGAAGGAGAUGUGUCUGUUCUCCAUGCCGGAUUGAGCGCACUACGAAAUUUAGCCAUUCCAGCAACCAAUAAGGUGCGCAUGAUGGACGUGGCAGAAAGGAUAAAGAGCCUUCUGCGAUCUGAUAUGCCUCCAGUUCAAUUCAAACUGCUGGGAACGCUACGCAUGAUAGUUGAUGGACAAGAGGAAGCAGCCGUGGUGCUGGGAACCGAUGCCGCUCUCCUAUGUCGGGUUACAGAGUGGUGUGAAGCCAAAGACCACGUAGGACUAAGAGGAGAAGCCAGUCGUCUAUUGUCUGCUCUUAUAAGGCACAGCCGCAGGCCUGGUGUCAUCCAUGCCAUAUUAAAGGCAGAUGGAAUUCGCCACCUUAUAUCCAUGUCCAAAAGUGAACAUGUCAUCAUGCAGAAUGAGGCCCUGGUUGCCUUGGCAAUUGCAUCUACUAUCAACAUCGAGUCUGUGAAGGAUCUCUUUACGACAGAGCUAUUGGCAAUGCUGAAGAAGAUGUUGGAAGAUCCUACAGGCACAGCUGAAGUCAAGUACAGUGCAUUAUGUCUCAUUUGCAGUCUGGCCAACAGUGGUGUGAUGAAUGAAGAAUUGGAGGAAGUGAACAUGAAAGACAGCCUCAAGAAACUGACUGACCACAGCAACAGUCAGCUUGCUGCACAGGCCAGCUCCGCAUUAGCUCUUUUAGGUGAUGCAAGCUGAGCCUAACGAAGACCUUGUCUGCAAUAAUGCACUCAUUUAAUUGUAUUGCUUCCUGCACAUAAACCUGUAGAGGGCAGUUACUUUUGUUAGUUAAGUAGAAGGUCUACACUGUAGACUCUACAGUGUACAAAAACGUCAAAACAAAUGCUGGAUCAGUGGAAUUAUUUGCAAGUGUUGUGUUAAAAGGUGUUUUUUUUCAUGCCCUCUCCACGUAUAAUCAAUAAUUAAGAAAUUCAAGGAGCAGCUUUGUUUACGUCCUAGCAGCAAUAUUAUUCAUAUUUAGAAAUGAAAGUACUGAUAUUUUCCCCCUGACUGUUUUAAAGUCAUGAUGAUGAGGCACAUGACCCUGCUUUGACAAAUAAAUCUAAAGAAUGCUUUGAA
Messenger RNA from Hippocampus comes (tiger tail seahorse), 2333 nucleotides. RefSeq names its product rap1 GTPase-GDP dissociation stimulator 1. Gene Ontology annotation, molecular function: guanyl-nucleotide exchange factor activity; protein binding. Lineage: Eukaryota; Metazoa; Chordata; Actinopteri; Syngnathiformes; Syngnathidae. The transcript is spliced from 14 exons. Gene Ontology annotation, biological process: positive regulation of GTPase activity. The record is from RefSeq and is a predicted model, not a curated record. The coding region runs from base 279 to 1952 and encodes 557 amino acids.